This is a messenger RNA of Globicephala melas (long-finned pilot whale), 3392 nucleotides long. RefSeq names its product ankyrin repeat domain 52 (gene ANKRD52). NCBI's taxonomy places the organism in Eukaryota, Metazoa, Chordata, Mammalia, Artiodactyla, Delphinidae. Gene Ontology annotation, molecular function: protein binding. The record is from RefSeq and is a predicted model, not a curated record. Gene Ontology annotation, cellular component: cytoplasm; nucleus.
CCGCCGCCGCAGCCGCCGCCUGGGCCGCCCGUGUCCCCGGUGGAGCCGCUGCCGCCGCCGCCGGGAGCUCGAUGCGGACGGAGCCCGGGCCGGGCCAUGGGGAUCCUCAGCAUCACGGACCAGCCGCCCCUGGUCCAGGCCAUCUUUAGCCGAGAUGUGGAGGAAGUGCGUUCCCUCCUCUCGCAGAAGGAGAACAUCAAUGUGCUGGACCAAGAGAGGCGAACCCCACUUCAUGCUGCUGCCUACGUAGGCGAUGUCCCCAUCCUCCAGUUGCUACUGAUGUCAGGUGCUAACGUCAAUGCUAAGGACACACUGUGGCUGACCCCUCUUCAUCGUGCUGCUGCCUCCCGAAAUGAGAAGGUGCUGGGAUUGCUGCUGGCACAUUCAGCAGAUGUGAACGCCCGGGACAAGCUGUGGCAGACACCAUUGCAUGUGGCCGCUGCCAACCGGGCCACCAAGUGUGCUGAGGCUCUGGCACCAUUAUUGAGCAGCCUCAACGUGGCUGACAGGAGCGGGCGCAGUGCCCUGCACCACGCAGUGCAUAGUGGGCAUCUGGAGACGGUGAACCUGCUCCUCAGUAAGGGAGCCAGCCUGAAUGUCUGUGACAAAAAGGAGCGGCAGCCUCUGCACUGGGCGGCUUUUCUAGGGCAUUUGGAGGUCCUGAAACUGCUGGUGGCACGGGGAGCAGACCUUGGCUGCAAGGACCGCAAGGGCUAUGGGCUGCUCCAUACAGCUGCUGCCAGUGGCCAGAUUGAAGUGGUGAAGUACUUGCUACGGAUGGGGGCUGAGAUUGAUGAGCCCAACGCUUUUGGAAACACAGCUUUGCACAUCGCCUGCUACCUGGGCCAGGAUGCUGUGGCUAUCGAGCUGGUGAACGCAGGAGCCAAUGUCAACCAGCCAAAUGACAAGGGCUUUACACCACUGCAUGUGGCUGCGGUCUCCACCAAUGGCGCGCUCUGCUUGGAGCUGUUGGUCAAUAACGGGGCUGAUGUCAACUACCAGAGCAAAGAAGGGAAAAGUCCUCUGCACAUGGCAGCCAUCCAUGGCCGUUUCACCCGCUCCCAGAUCCUCAUCCAGAAUGGCAGUGAGAUUGAUUGUGCCGACAAAUUUGGGAACACGCCACUGCACGUGGCCGCUCGCUAUGGACACGAGCUGCUCAUCAGCACCCUCAUGACCAACGGCGCGGAUACCGCCCGGCGUGGCAUCCACGACAUGUUCCCCUUGCACUUAGCUGUUCUCUUUGGAUUCUCUGACUGUUGUCGUAAGCUUCUUUCCUCAGGUCAGCUGUACAGCAUUGUAUCCUCACUCAGCAAUGAGCACGUUCUUUCAGCUGGGUUUGACAUCAAUACACCUGACAACCUUGGCCGUACCUGUCUUCAUGCUGCUGCUUCUGGAGGGAAUGUUGAAUGUCUUAAUUUGCUGUUGAGCAGUGGAGCUGACUUGAGGAGGAGAGACAAAUUUGGAAGGACCCCACUGCACUAUGCAGCCGCCAAUGGCAGCUACCAGUGCGCCGUCACACUGGUGACCGCCGGGGCAGGCGUCAAUGAGGCUGACUGUAAAGGUUGCUCUCCGCUCCAUUACGCUGCCGCCUCCGACACCUACAGGAGGGCGGAGCCCCACUCAUCUUCCAGCCACGAUGCUGAAGAGGACGAGCCACUGAAGGAGUCCCGCAGGAAGGAGGCCUUCUUCUGUUUGGAAUUCUUACUGGAUAACGGUGCAGACCCCUCCCUGCGGGACAGGCAGGGCUACACAGCCGUGCACUAUGCAGCCGCCUAUGGCAAUAGACAGAACCUCGAACUGCUCUUAGAAAUGUCCUUUAACUGCCUGGAGGAUGUAGAGAGCACCAUUCCAGUCAGCCCUUUGCACUUAGCUGCCUACAACGGUCACUGUGAAGCCCUGAAGACACUGGCCGAGACGCUGGUGAAUCUGGAUGUAAGGGACCACAAGGGCCGGACCGCGCUCUUCCUGGCCACUGAGCGAGGCUCCACUGAGUGCGUGGAGGUGCUAACGGCCCAUGGCGCCUCUGCCCUCAUCAAGGAGCGCAAGCGCAAGUGGACACCCCUGCACGCUGCUGCUGCCUCUGGCCACACUGAUUCCCUGCACUUGCUGAUCGACAGUGGGGAAAGAGCUGACAUCACAGAUGUCAUGGAUGCCUAUGGACAAACCCCACUGAUGCUGGCCAUCAUGAAUGGCCACGUGGACUGUGUACAUCUGCUGCUAGAGAAAGGAUCCACAGCUGAUGCUGCUGACCUCCGGGGCCGCACUGCCCUCCACCGUGGGGCAGUGACUGGCUGUGAGGACUGCCUGGCCGCCCUGCUGGACCACGAUGCAUUCGUGCUGUGCCGAGACUUCAAGGGCCGCACGCCCAUUCAUCUGGCCUCAGCCUGUGGCCACACUGCAGUACUGCGGACCCUGCUGCAGGCUGCCCUUUCCACAGACCCCCUGGAUACCGGGGUGGAUUACAGCGGAUACUCGCCCAUGCACUGGGCCUCCUACACUGGACAUGAAGAUUGUCUGGAGUUGUUACUUGAACACAGCCCGUUUUCAUACCUGGAAGGAAACCCCUUCACUCCUUUGCACUGUGCAGUAAUUAAUAAUCAGGACAGCACCACAGAGAUGCUGCUGGGAGCUCUGGGUGCCAAGAUUGUGAACAGCCGAGAUGCCAAAGGACGGACCCCUCUUCACGCCGCUGCCUUCGCGGACAACGUCUCUGGGCUCCGGAUGCUGCUGCAGCAUCAAGCCGAGGUGAACGCCACUGACCACACUGGCCGCACCGCGCUCAUGACGGCGGCUGAGAAUGGGCAGACCGCUGCUGUGGAAUUUCUGCUGUAUCGAGGGAAGGCAGACCUUACUGUGCUGGAUGAGAACAAGAACACUGCCCUCCACUUGGCCUGUAGCAAGGGCCACGAGAAAUGUGCCCUCAUGAUCCUGGCAGAAACCCAAGACCUUGGCCUUAUCAAUGCUACCAACAGUGCGCUGCAGAUGCCCCUACACAUUGCCGCCCGGAACGGUCUAGCUUCUGUGGUGCAGGCCCUGCUGAGUCGUGGGGCCACAGUGCUGGCUGUGGAUGAAGAAGGUCACACCCCGGCAUUGGCCUGCGCCCCCAACAAAGAUGUGGCAGACUGCCUGGCCUUGAUCCUUUCCACCAUGAAGCCUUUCCCACCCAAGGACGCCGUCAGUCCUUUCAGCUUCAGCCUGCUCAAGAACUGUGGCAUCGCAGCAGCCAAGACGAUGGAUGCAUCCUGCACCCUCCAGGCCCCUCCUCCCCAUACCUGCUUUGAGCCCUCCUCCUGCCACAUCCUGGUUUUCUAUGCUGUUUUGGUGCAAGUACAACUGUCGUAGUCAUGGCUUUGGGAUGGGUUCUGUUUAUUAAAAUCCUGUUGCUCCUACUG